This is a messenger RNA of Caenorhabditis remanei, 1674 nucleotides long. RefSeq lists its product as uncharacterized. NCBI's taxonomy places the organism in Eukaryota, Metazoa, Nematoda, Chromadorea, Rhabditida, Rhabditidae. The transcript is spliced from 10 exons. The coding region runs from base 1 to 1674 and encodes 557 amino acids. Gene Ontology annotation, molecular function: protein binding. The record is from RefSeq and is a predicted model, not a curated record.
AUGAUAGAGCAGAGAUGGCCAACAACUGUCAGAAAUAGCUCAAUUCAACAUCAUCCGUUGCAUCAUCACAUCGUCACGUCUUCUUCCGGACAUCCCAGUUACAGAAGUCAUUCCAUUGACGCUGUGGUUAAUCGAAGCUCAUCAGCCUACUUCCAACACUCACCACACCGCCCAUCUUAUCCGAAUCGAAACCAUCCAGACUAUCCGAUUUGUGGAGUUUCACCGGCCAGACAUCUUUCAUAUAAUCAUUUUUAUAAUCAAUCCGCCGCUGAAAUCGAAGAAAUGCUACGCACUCGUCAAUUCCCGGAGAUCGCUGGGAUCUACGGAAACGAUGAGCAACCAGCUCUGAGAAGAUUCACCCGAUAUAAUCAAUCGAUAAACUCAAAAUCAGUCCCUCCACCAGCUCCACCGAAUCCACCAAAAAUGGAGAAAGACACUGCAAAGGACAUUGGAAAUCCAAGAGGGUCCAUUUUUUCUAAAAGCUCGAAGAAGCCAUUAUUCUUCAUGGGUAACUGGACAUUCCGUGAAAGAAACAAGUCAGCACGUCCAUCAAUAAGUGAAGCAUUACGAGAAGAACGUCCACAAAGUAUGAAUCUGACUGAUAUCCGAACAGGAGUCCGAAGUAAAUCUGGAGAAGUCUUGGGACCGAGAAAUCAUAUUCAUUCGGUUGAAUUUCCGAGAAAUAUUGAGACGAGGGUGCCGGUGAAGAUUGAGAGAAGUUCAAUGGUUAAGAGGAAACCAUCGAAUUUAUGUGCAUCGACAGAGGUCUCGAUUACUAGUAGCAGUCCGAGUCCAUCAUCUUCAUCGUCUGCUUCUGUUGGCGAGUUUAAGACCACAAUCACUGUAGACGACGACCAUCAGACAACUGCCAUAAUGAGACCAAAAAAGGAAACGGAAUCAUCUGGAACAGUGAACAACAAUCGAUACAGCUUCCAGUCAUGUGUGCAACUCCGAAAGUCAUGCCCUGAUCUUGACAGUACUGCAAUGAGUAACAUGGAACAACAUCGAGUAUCAAAGAAGAGAACACGUCGAGCGAAAGAGAAAAUGUCACUGGCUGCAUGGAAGAGAAAAACAGUGAAAGAAUGGACUUUGGAUGAUGUUCUCUUAUGGUUACAGUCGGCACAGAUGGAUGAUGUUGCUGGAUUAUUGAUUGGUUAUGAUCUGCGAGGAGAGGAUUUAUUACAGUGGAAUGAUCAGACGUUGGCGCAACUUGGUGUCUCUGACUCAGAAACUCGACAAAACUUGCUUUCCGAACUCGAAAAAAUAAUCAAAAAUGGUCCGGAAACACCUCAAGAUGAUCCACGAAACAACCACAAGACACUAUUUGAUAUCGUGAAACAGACCAGUUAUGAUCAGGUUCUGGCUGUGGAGACUCCAUUGACGACAAGAGACAUUACAGUAACCCAUGGAAGGUUAGGAUGUCUUCAGAUUACCAAAGUCAAUGGAGCGAACUUGCCAUUGAAAGAACAUGAUUGUCUUCUGGAAAUCAAUGAACGUGCCGGAGAGCAAUUCAAAAGUGCUCUGAUGCUCACAAAACUGAUAUCUGAUUCCAAUGGAUCAGCCAUCCGAUUCGUCGUUCUACGCAGAAAAACUGACACGAUUUUAGAUGAAACUCAACAGAAGGAAUCAUCAAGUAGUGGAAUAUCUUCGUCACCUCAGACACCAACAGAAUAA